GCACAACCUGAGUGCCUCUCUCGGACUCGGACGAUAUAUUUAACUGGCUGUCGUCGCCGCGGAACGGGAAAAGGAAAUGCAGACUACGGCGCACAAAAGGGAGGCGGUAGCUUUAGAGGAAGAUAAAUCAAACGACAAAGACUGCCGCGGCGCCGAUUACUACGAUAUAUACGGACCUCAAGCGAAAGCUGAAGUGGUUUUCAAUCUGCCAGAAACUAAUUCGACUCUGAAUAUGCAAGAUGUUCAAGGUCUGGUCACCUGGGUGCUUGCUGAAGGAUUCAUGCCCUCCUGGGUUUUUAUCAAGAACAAGCCUCUGAUACCAAAAGUCGUUAUGCUUUAUGUCCCUGGCUUGGAUGCAGCUUUGUACUUAUCACAGUCUAAGAUACUUUCUGGCUUUAAAGAAUGCUGUGGAAAUCCAAGGGCGCUUUUAGCUCUUAGGUGUGUAUCAGAUGAUAUGCAGACAAUAGAUGCACUCCUAACAUGCAAGGUGAAAAGAAAGAGGAUCGAAAAUAAUUCGGAGUCAAAUAAGCAUAUCAAGAUGCCACACCAAGAAAGUGGUUCUGUUACGGAUAAUUUAUCCUCUGCGGAACUCUUGAAAGAUUUGCCUUUCCCUAUAACAUAUUACACGCUUACAGAAAAACAACUGGAAGACAAUGGAUAUUGUGUCAAUCAUCCAGGUUUUCUUUCUACUCUUCCAGCACCUUUAGGAUCUCCUCCCUACCAAAUAUUGGCACUAGAUUGCGAGAUGUGUGUGACAAAUGAGGGUCUUGAGCUCACACGAGUAACGCUGGUGGAUAUUGAUGGGAAGGUGGUGCUAGAUAAAUUUGUUAAACCGUUGAAUCCGAUCGUUGAUUACAAUACAAGGUUUAGUGGAAUUACGUAUGAGAUAUUGAAUGGGGUUACGACAAGGCUAAAGGAUGUUCAGAAAGAUUUCAGAAAGCUUGUUUACAAAGAGACCAUCCUAGUUGGGCAUUCAUUGGAGAAUGACUUGUUAGCUUUAAAGAUCUCUCAUGAGUUGGUGAUAGAUACUGCAUUGUUAUACAAACAUCCCCGUGGACGAUCUUUUAAAACUGCUCUUAGAGUUCUUGCCAAGAAAUUUCUUUCCAAGGAGAUACAACAGUCAGGAUCAGGACAUGACAGUAUUGAAGAUGCAAAGACUGCAAUGGAUCUUGCAUUGUUAAAGAUCAAACAUGGUCCUGAUUUUGGAUCCCCUCCUUCAUUUAUUCGAAAGAAGCUCCUAGCAGUUUUGAGUGAGUGUGGCAAAACGUCCUCAUUCAUUGAUGAUAGUUCGAUUGUGAAGAGAUACGCUUCUGCAUCAUCCCAUGCAUUUCCUGUGUCUUCUGAUGAAGAAGCUCUUUCAAAGGCUAAAAAGGAGGCGAAGAAUGCUCGGGUACAGUUUGUCUGGACUCAAUUCUCAGAAUUAAAUUCCUAUUUCAUAAGGCAAGCAGCAGACACAGAGAAGUUAUAUGGAAAACUGGCCGAGAUGAUAUCUUUGCUUACAUGUCAUGAGACAUCUGCCAAUGGCAAGGGCAUCAAAGAGGGCAUUUCACUUGAACUAAAGGAAAUUCUAUCACAGAUAGAUGCUGGAGUCCGUUCCCUCUAUGCUGCAUUGCCUGUGAAUGCCAUGUUCAUAAUUUGCACUGGACAUGGAGACACUGCAAUUGUCAACAGAUUGAAGAAAAUGCUGAAUGAGCAGAGUGAACCAGUAAUAGGCCGCGAGAAGAUUGUGAAGGUCUUGGAAGAGGUUCAGGCCCGGGCUGAAGUAGCAUUGUGUUUUGUAGGUGUGAAGCAUUAAAUUUUCACCUCAAAUCUUUCAUAUGGUUAUGUAGAUUUGUUCCCCAAGCUUCAAAAAUUAGAUGUAAAAAAGCCAAUUAUUGUUGAAAUGACGAAAUGCUUUUCUGCAUUUAUGUUUGCAUAACAAUAAAGUGCUUUUUUAUUAUUACGAAA
Tripterygium wilfordii is the source of this 1947-nucleotide messenger RNA. RefSeq names its product small RNA degrading nuclease 5-like. Gene Ontology annotation, molecular function: nucleic acid binding; exonuclease activity. Gene Ontology annotation, cellular component: nucleus. The transcript has 14 exons. NCBI's taxonomy places the organism in Eukaryota, Viridiplantae, Streptophyta, Magnoliopsida, Celastrales, Celastraceae. Bases 77 to 1795 code for a protein of 572 amino acids. The record is from RefSeq and is a predicted model, not a curated record.